AUGUCGUAUGUAUCGUUUGCUGCGAGCUACUCGCCUGGUGAAGGCAAAACAGUUCGAAAUUUGAAUGACAAAGUAGAAGGGUACCGCAAGGAGAUUGCUCCAAGUCGCGAAAACGUCGACUUCGAACACUUGCGACGAACACCGCGAGAUCCUCAACCCGAGAACGAUUAUCAGACGACAAGUGGUUCAGCGGGUGGAGACGUCAAACCCUACCAGUACCGCGACUACCAUCAACAUCAAAAACACGACUAUUACGGCGAAGGUGUUCACGACAGUCUAGGAGAGUCCGUAGACAACAAAGACGAAACAAUGAGAAAGUACGAAAUGCAAGUACGAGUGCCGACGAGCGGUGCCCCACCAGUUCGUGCAGAUGCCAGUGGGACCGAUCAGGAUGAAUUCAACAACGAGACACUGUACUUUGAACGAUCACGUAUUAGAACUCUGCAGGACGAACGUGUGCAUAUCCAGAAGAAGACGUUCACAAAAUGGUGCAACUCCUUUCUUAAUCGGGCAAGUUUGGAGAUUGUGGACCUUUUCGAAGACGUCGGAGAUGGAAUCCUUCUCAUGAAACUUCUGGAAAUCAUUUCUGGAGACAAACUCGGGAAACCGAAUCGUGGUCGUAUGCGUGUGCAAAAAGUAGAAAACCUUAACAAAGUACUUGACUUUUUGAAAAAGAAGAAAAUCCAAUUGGAGAACAUUGGAGCCGAAGAUAUUCUCGACAGAAAUGAACGACUAAUUUUGGGUCUUAUCUGGACUAUUAUCCUCAGAUUCCAAAUUGACACUAUUGUUAUUGAGGAUGAAGAAGAACGAGGAGAAAGAAAGCAUGCCAAGGAUGCGUUGCUUCUUUGGUGUCAGCGUAAAACAGCGGGAUAUCCAAAUGUUCGAAUCGAGAACUUCACAACAAGUUGGCGCAAUGGACUCGCAUUCAACGCGCUUAUUCACUCACACAGACCUGAUUUGGUCGAUUUUAAUAGACUGAAUCCAAAUGAGCACGUCGACAAUCUCAAUCACGCUUUCGAUGUUGCUGAGAAGAAAUUGGAAAUUGCUCGUCUUCUUGAUGCAGAAGACGUUGACGUCACUCGUCCAGAUGAGAAGUCUAUCAUCACCUAUGUUUCUCUGUAUUACCAUCAUUUUGCCAAGCAAAAGACAGAGAUGACUGGAGCCAGACGUAUUGCCAAUAUUGUUGGAAAACUGAUGGUAUCCGAAACAAUGGAGGACGAUUACGAACACAUCGCAUCCGAGCUUCUGAACUGGAUCCGCAUCACUAUUAAAACUUUGGAAUCUCGUCGUUUCCCCAACUCGCUGAAUGGAAUGCGCGAUGAGCAUGCGAAGUUCAACCAGUUCCGCACAAGUGAAAAACCACCGAAAUACAAGGAGAAAGGAGAGUUGGAAGCAUUGUUCUUCACAAUUCAAACGAAGAGAAAGGCAAUGAGCCGAAAACAGUAUCAACCGCCACAAGGAUUGUUCAUGCACGAUAUCGAAUCUGCUUGGGCACAGUUGGAUUAUGCUGAAAAUGAGAGACAAGUUUCUAUCAUUGCCGAGCUUCAAAGACAGGAGAAGUUGGAACAACUCGCUCAGCGAUUCCACAAGAAGGCUAAGUUGCGUGACAGUUGGUUAAAAUCAGUUCAAGUAGUACUGGAAGAGAUGGAACAUGGACGCAGUGCGUCUCAAGUCGAGAAAACUUUGAAGAAACAACAAGCCAUCUCUACUGAUAUUCUGGCUCGUGAAGACCGUUUCAAGAUGCUGACCGCAAUGUGCAAUGAGUUAUGCACUGAGAAAUAUCACGAAUCUGAAAAGAUUCGUGGAAUGGAAAGAGAGAUAAUCGACCGUUGGACUCAGCUGCUGGCGUUGCUGGAGCAACGUAAGCGUGCUCUGAUGAGUCUCAAUGAUUUGAUGUCACUGCUUCGCGACAUUGAUACCCUUUCCAACGAACUGUACUCUCUUGAACCAGCUGUCAGAAAUCGUGAUGUUGGAAAACAUCUUAUCGGCGUUGAAGAUCUUCUUGGAAAACACGAUCUAGUUGAUGCUCAAAUCAAUGCACAUGGAUCUCUUCUCUCCAAACUUUCACAAGCUGCCAAUAACUACAUUCGUCACAAAGAAGAACAAUUUGAUGUUCUCCAGAGAAAACUGGAUGAGGUCACUUCUCAAUACAACACUCUUGUGGAGCUAUGCCGUUCACGCCGUCUCGCUUUGGAAAGAGCUCGCUCCUUGUUCCAAUUCAUUCAAGAUCACGAGGAAGAAAUGGCGUGGCUUGCAGAGAAGGAGAAACUGUGUACCACUGCUUUAAACAGCGGUGAUAUUUCUGCUGUUCCUCAAACAACGUUGCUCUACAAAAAUGUUGAAAUGGAAAUGCAGACUCAUUGGGCGAGAAGUAAAGGAAUGAUUGCUGGUGGAGAACGACUCGUUCAAAGCGGUCAAUCGAAAGAGGACAUUCAAAGACGACUGACUCAAAUGAACCAGGGAUGGGAACGUCUCCGUGUCGCUGUUGAUGCUCUUGGAAACUGGCUUUCGGAGGCACGUCACGCUCAACAAUACUUCCAAGAUGUCAACGAAGCGGAAUCCUGGAUACGUGAGAAGAUGCCACUUGUGAAGUCAGAUGAUUUGGGACGUGACGAAGGAGCUGCCGAGUCACUUUUGCAAAGACACGCUCGUCUGGAGGAAGAGAUUCGUGCUUACAAAAACGACAUCACUCGCCUCGAAGAAAUGCAAAGCCAGCUCGCUAAUAGCGCGUUCCACACUGCCACGACGAGCCAAUCAGUUCAGGAAACUGAAGAAGUCACUGUACCCCAAAUUGAAAUGGCAUACAAGUACGAAGGAAACGGAAUGCGUGUAGCUAAAGGAGAGGUUCUUGCUCUUCUUGAGAAGUCCACUCCUGAAUGGUGGAGAGCCUUGAAACGAGAUGGAACCGAAGGCUAUGUACCAGCCAACUACUGCAAGGUCGUACCUGGAGAAUCUGUAACAGUCACCCAAACCACGCAGAAAACUACUACUACUGUCGAAGGAAACGAAACGAAGAGCUCCGUUGUUGCCGAAAGACAACACAAAAUUUCAAAUGAUUAUCGUGAGCUCAGAAGACUUGCUGAUGUGAGAAGACGUCUUCUGUCGGAUAACAUCAAACUUCUUCGUUUCUACCGCGAGUUGUCGUUGGCUGAUGAACCAUCACCGGAACAUGUCACUGCUUUCCGUCGCAAGUUCGAUAAGCUGGAAGCUGAUAUGAAAACCAACGGAGGAACUCAAUUGAAGCAUAUCAACGACAUCGCAAACGACCUGAUUUCCGAAGGCCAUGGUCAAUCAAGGCAAAUCGAAAAUCGUCAGCAUAAAAUCAACGCGAUGUGGGAGAACUUGGAGCGCCUCAGAAAACAACGGGCCGUCCGCUUGGAAGCUACCGAACGUGUUGCUGACUUCGAUACAACUUGUGAAAGUGCACGUGAAUGGAUGCUUGGAAAGUUCGAACAACUCGAUCGUAAUCCAAACGAUGUGAAAAGCCUUCAAAACUUGGAACGUGACCUAAAACCACUUGAGGAUAAGAUUGCUGCCUUGGAGAAAUUGGCUGCUGCUGUGAAGAAAGAUCAUCCAGAAGAAGCUGCUGCUAUUGAGAGAAAGAUCGCUGAGCUGAGAACUCUCCAUGCUGAUCUUUUGAGACGUGCACAAGAGAAGAUGUUACUUGCUGAGCAAUCCCAAGGAAAGGAGAUGUUCGAAUCAGCUCUUCGGGACAUGAUGAGCUGGAUCGAGAAAACCAGGAAGGGAAUGAUGGAGGAUGUACAUCCAGUUGAUGUUGCCGAAGCUGAGGAACUUCUCAAGAAGCAUUAUGAACUCGGAGAGCAAAUCAAGGAUAAGAAAUACGAGGUUGAGUACUGCCAAGAGCUCGGACGUCGUCUUCUGGAGCGUAGCCCACGUAUGCCAAAAGUCGAAGAACAAUUGCAAGCAUUGGUUUCUGAGAUGGCUGCUCUUCGUGAUCUCUACAGAAGACGUGAUACUAUUCUGAAGCAACAACUUGAUCUUCAACUUUUCAAUCGCGAAUCUGAACGUAUCGAUGCUGCUACUAAAGGACACGAAGCAUUCCUUGAGUUCGAUAACCUCGGAGACUCUGUCGAAUCUGUUGAAAACUUGCUCAAAAGACAUCGUGAUUUGGAAGCAAAACUCGAUGCUCAAGAAGCUAGACUCGAGGCAUUCUCUCGUACCGCAGACGAUAUGAUCAAGGCUCAACACGCUGAUUCUGCCUACAUAGAACAAAGAAGACGAGAUGUUCUUGCUAGAAGAGAAGCUGUCCGACGUGCCGCCGCUCAACGAAAGAAGCAAUUAGAAGCUUCUCUGGAAUAUCAGGAGAUGCGUCGUGAAGCUGAUGAGGUUAUGGGAUGGAUGCACGAGAAAGCUAAAUUGGUGGCCAGUGGAGAUGAUGCUGCACUCGCUCCAUCUGCUAUUCCUCAUCGCCUCUUGAAACAUGAGGCUUUCGAAGCUGAAAUCAUCGCUAAUGAAUCUAGAAUUCAGCAGAUCAACAGAGAAGGAGACAAUUUGGUUGGCAAAAAUCACUACGAAUCACCAAACGUUGAGAAAGUUGUUCGCCAAGUCAAUGCUCAGUGGGGAGACUUGAAAAAGCAAGUUUACAACAAAGGACAACGACUUCGUCAGGCUGCGGAUCAGAAAGGACUUGAUCGAAUUCUUGAAGAUGCUCACGCUAAACUCGACGAAAUGGAGUCUGCAUUGAACUCGAAAGACCAGGGGCUCGAUCUCAGAUCCGUCAAGGAUUUGUUGCAAAAACACACAGUUCUCGAACAAGAAAUGGGACUUUAUGGUAACAAGCUCGCUGAUAUCGAAAACCGCGGAAAAAAGAUGGCCGUUGAAGGACAUUAUGACGCUGACAAGAUUCAUAUGACCGUCGGAGAUCUUCUCAAACGUUACGCUGCUAUGAAAGGACCAGCCCAACGCAGAAAGGGCGAUCUCGACGAGUCUCGUCUCUGGCAUCAACUUGUUUUCGAUGUUGAUUGUGAAUUGCAAUGGAUUGCUGAGAAGAAACCAAUCGCUUCAUCUCAAGACUGUGGUCGCACUUUGACUGAAGCUCUGAACAUGGUCAAGAAGCAAGAACAACUUGAAGCCGAAGUCAAUCAACAUGGAGGACAAAUCGACAAAGUUCUUGGACAAGCGUCAAAGCUCGUCAAACGACAUCACCCAGCAUCUUCUCAAAUCAAAGCAAAGAGCGGUGAACUUGAAUCAGCAUGGAGUGAACUCAGACGUCUUCUCCGAUCCAGACGCGCUAUCGUGGACUGGGGAGUCAAAGAACAACAAUACUUGUUCGAUGCUGCUGAAGUUGAGUCAUGGAUGAACGAAAAGAGGAAUGCUCUCGCAUCUGAAGACUAUGGAAACGAUGAGGAUGCUGCACGAAAGUUGUUGGCAAAGCAUAGAGCACUCUGUGAGGAUAUGACUACCUACCGACAAUGGCUUGAAAAACUCGAUGUCAAGUGUUCCGAGCUUGUUCAAUCCGAUCGUCCACAUGUGGAUCGCUUCCAGAAGAGACAAGAUGAACUGGUGCACGAGUUCGAUUCUUUGAGCAAACUAGCUGAGGAUAGAAGAAACGCUCUGGAAGAUGCAGUAUGUCUUUAUGAAUACAUGAGAGAAUCUGCUGAUUUGGAACAAUGGAUUGGAGAGCAAUUGCAAACUGCUUUAUGUGAAGACUUUGCCGAAGAUUAUGAGCACUUGAAGGAGUUGCAAUCGAAGUUCGAUGAAUUCAAGCAGAGCGUAAAGACUGGAAGUGAAAGAUUCACAUCAUGUGAAACAGCUGCCAACACGAUUCUCCGACGCAAUCCACCAUUCGCAAGAGAUGUUGUGAAGAAGCAGGAGAAGCUCAGAUCGGCUUGGAAUCUUCUUUGUGAGUACAUUGAAACUCGAACCGCCAAACUUGCUGUUGCUGAAGAGCUUCAUCGCUUCCACCGUGAUGUUGAUGAGUUCGAACAAUGGAUGGCUGAUAAGAUGGCGAACAUGCCACGAGAUCUCGGAAGAGAUGUUAAACAUGUUCAUUCUCUGUGGCAGCAACACGAAGCUCUCGAUAAGGAAACUCAUAAUGCUCAACCAAGACUCACCAAACUCGUCGAGGAGGCCGAAAGAUUGAAGAAGGCUUACCCAGGAGGAAAUGCUGAACAGAUUGGUGGAAGACAACAAACUUUGGUGGAAGAAUGGGAAGAGUUGAGAAAUGCUACAGACGACAGAAAAGACAUGCUUCGAGCCGCUUUCGAUCUUCAUACCUUCAACGGAAAAGUCAGAGAUUUGCUUGCUUGGACCGAUUUGACUAUAAGUGAUAUCCAAUCUGAUCUCCAAAUCAAUGAUCUUCAACAAGCUGAAUGGCUUCAAACCGAACAUUCAAGAUUGAGCCAUGAGAUGGACGCCAGAGAGCCAGAAUUCACCAGACUUGUGAGUGAUGGCGAGAAAAUGGUCAAUGCACAGCACUAUGCUACGGAGGAGAUCAAGAACAAGACCAGACUGCUGAAAACUGCUUUGGAACGACUGAGAAGUGAAUGGACGUUGAGAAACGGAUAUCUCUCACAAGCAGUUCAAUGGCAUGCCUUCCAAAGAGAAGCCAAACAGAUUAUUGCUUCGAUUGGAUCCAAGAGAACAACUCUUCGCAGCUUAGCUGUUGGUGGAUCUGUCGCUGAUGUUGAAAGCCAGAAGAAGAGACUUGACACUUUCGAAAAGGCACUUUCCACUCUUGAUGAACGAACAGCAACCUUGGAUCAUACUGCUAAUGAACUUGUGAAGUCUCGUCACAUGGAAUCUAAGAACAUCGCAAUGUGGCAAUCUAAAGUUCAUGAGGAGCUUAAACUUCUUCGCGAAGACAUUGAGGCUAGACAUGUUAUGCUGAAAGAUGCAUUCGCUCUGGCAUCCUUCGGAAGUGACGUUGCCCAAAUUGAAGCAUGGAUCGACGAGAAAACCAACGGAAUUCGCAAGGCUCGUGAUCAAUCCAGUGAAAGCAUUUCGAUUGAAGAGAAGAUGAAGAGACUCCAGACCCACCAGGCUCUGGAAGCCGAAGUUGCAGCUAACAAAACGAUUGUCGACCAGAUUCUCCACCGUGGUCAACAACUGAAAAGUCUUCAUCGCAAUUCAAAGAUUGGUGACACUUGCAACGAACUCAAUGUGAAAUGGAGCCAGCUCGCUGGAGCAUGUGACGAUCAGUCCAGAGCUCUUGAAGAGGCUAGAGAUUUACUUCGAUUCAAGCAACUUGUGGAGAACGUCCUUACAUGGAUCAAUGAGAAAGAAGUCCUAGUUUCGACUGCCGACAUGGGAAGAGACAUGGAACAUUGUCGCAUGUUGCUUGAACGUUUGGAUGGAACUCGCUCUGAUUCGACUGUUGAUGAGCAGACUCUUGAUGAAAUUAACCGUCUCGGUGAGAAACUUGUGAAGCAAGGUAGAACCAGUCGGGAUCAAGUGCAGAAGGAACAACAACGUCUGAACGAGAAAUGGCGUCUCCUGUUAGGACAAUUGUCUCACUAUCGUACUGAACUUGUGGCUGCCAUGGAAGUGCACACUUUCAAUCGUGACGUGGAAGAUACCGAUGAACGCAUUCACGAAAAGAUCGCUGCGAUGAAGAGUGAUGAUUUUGGAAAAGAUUUUGCCAGCGUUGAACUUCUAGUUCGUAAGCAGUCCGCUUUGGAAAGAGACAUGAGUGCUAUUCAUCAAAAACUGAUUUCUCAUGAUAAGGAUGCACAAAAAAUUCUUGAAAAGAGACCACCACUGAAAGAGUCGAUUCUGGAUUCGUUGAAGAAGUUAGAGGAGAGUUGGAAAAAACUAUCUGAAGCUGCUGAAUUGAGAAACGAUAAGUUGAAUCGUUCUUUCAAGCUUUACAAAUACCUGGAUGAUGUGAAGAAAACGGAACAGUGGGCCAAUCAGGUCAGAAAUAAGAUGACAUCACACCAGACUCCAAAGGACAGCAGCGGUGCUCGCAAACUUCUGGAACAACAUCACGAACGAAAGGCCGAGAUUGAUGGAAGAGCUGAUGAACUUCGCCAAUUGCAUGAAGAAGGACAGGCUCUCAAUCAAGAACAGCCUGAACACAAGGCUGAAGUUCAAAGAGCUCACAAACGCGUACAAAACUCUGAGCAUCAACUGCGCCAGACCUGGGAAAGUGAGAAAGGAACACUUCAAAAACUUCUGGAAUGGAUGUUGUGGUGCGAUGAAGCCGUUCAAUGCGAACAGUGGCUUGCUGAUAAGGAAAAUCAAGUCUCUCGCGGAGAGCUCGGUGAUACUUCUGAUGCUGUUGAGAUGCUCAUCAAGGGACAUUCGGCUUUUGAAGAAACUGUUCGUAAACAGAGUGAAAAGAUCGACGUGCUUGUUAAGAAUGCUGAUGCACUCGUCUCUGGAGGUAACAACUACCGUGCUGAUAUUAUAACUCGCAAGGAUGAGGUUACUGCUAGACAUGAUCUUCUUCUGAAGAGCAUGAGUAAACGAAAGGAUAUGCUGGAGGAUUCGAAGAGAUAUCACGAAUUCAUUCGACAUUGUGGAGAGCUUAUAAUCUGGAUCACAGCCAAGCUUCAACUUGCCUACGAUGAGAGUUUCUUGGAUCAUACUAACCUGCGAUCGAAGCUUCAGAAGCAUAUGGCUUUUGAUUCCGAGCUUGUUGAGAACGAGAAGCGUUUGUCGAAUGUUGAGAGACAAGGAGAAGAACUGGUUGCUGACAAUCACUUCAUGAGCGAACAAGUAAAAGCUCAACUCGUCGAAUUGCGUUCUGGAUGGGAUGAGCUCAGAACCAAAUCAGCGCUCAAAACUCAACGUCUUCGUGAAGCAUUUGAACUUCACUCUCUUCAACGGAAGGUAGAGGAUCUUGAAAAAUGGCUUGACAAGGUGGAGGGAGAGCUCGCUUCCGAAGAUCAUGGUCGUGAUAUGCUUUCUACCGAACUCCUCAUCAAAAAACUUGACACUCUACAAACUGAAAUCGCUGGACGUUCUGAUGCUGUUGUCGAGAUGAUGAAGAAAGCUCGCGAAUUGCGAGUUCAAGGAUCAGCCGCUGCGGAUGACUGCCUCAAACAAGCAGAACAAGUAGAGGCACGUUACUCUGGACUCGAUGAACCAGUGCAGAUUCGUAGAGAGAAUCUUGUUGAUGCUCAAGCCUUCUUCGAAUGGGUGAAAGCAGCGGAAGAGGAUCUCGAAUGGCUUUCGGAUAAGAUGCCGUUGGCUAGCAGUGGAGAAUCUGGAGACUCGUUGCAAAGCGCUCUUUCACUACAGAAAAAGCAUGCUGCAUUGGAGAAGGAACUAGAAACUCGUCAAUCUGCUAUGGACGAUACUGAGAAACGCGGAAAGGACAUGAUUCGUCAACGUCAUUUCGCUUCUGGACACAUCCAAAAGAUUCUUGACAGACUUUCAACUGCCAUGCUCACACUGAAGGAAAGCUGUGGAUUGAGACGUGAUCUUCUUCAAGAAGCUAUUGAUGCUCAUGAAUACUACACCGAAGAAACUGAAGCUGAACAAUGGCUCCGUGAACAGAUGCCACUUGCAAUGAGUCAGGAGAUGGGAAGAGACCAAGCUGGAGCAGAAAGCCAUUUGAGAAGAUUGACAGUACUGGAUAAGGAAGUCGAGCUCUUCAAAAACGAGAUCGAUCGUCUGAAGAAACGAGCUGACGGUCUACUUGCAAGAGAACAUCAUGACGCCAUGUCGAUUGCUGCUAAGCAACGCAAGUUGGAGGCCUUGUUUGGAGAUCUCUGCAGAGAAUGUGCUAGAAGAAGAACUCAAAUCGUGGAUGCUUCCAAGUAUCACAAAUUCGUCCGCCAAGCCGACGAUUUAUCAGACUGGCUUCGUGAAAAGGAAAGAACUGCUUCUGCUGAAGACUAUGGUCAAGAUCUUGAAGAUUGUCAACAAAUCAUCGAGCAAUUUGAAUCAACUGUUCGCGAAUUGGCUGCAGCCGGAGAACGUGUUGCUCUUGUCCAACGUUCCCAAGAAGAUCUUCUCCGUAGUGGACACCCAUAUGGUGCAUCUAUUACCGCCAAGGGAGCUGAUGUUCAGAGACUCUGGACACACGUGAAUGAAGUUGCCAACGAGAGAAAACAAGCGCUGAAUGGAGCUCGUCAAGUUCAUCGUUUUGAUCAGGAGGCUGACCAAACAUUGAAUUGGCUUCAAGACAAGGAAGCAACCGGAGUCGCAAUGGAACAAGAAGAUCUUUCUAGAGCAGAUCUUGCUUCUGUGAAGGCUCAAUUGCAAAGACACGAUGAGUUCAUGCACGGAAUGAAGGCUGUCGAGAAACAAGUUGCUGAAUUGUGCCAUGAAGCAGAAAGGUUGUGGAACUCAUUCCCAGACACUAGACAUCAUCUGGAAGUUCGAAGAUUGGAUAUGGAAGAACAGCUCAAAGAUAUUCUGGAGGCAGCAAAGAAACAUUUGGAGAGACUUCGCCAUAUGCAGAGCUUGCAAUCGUACUUCCAGGAAUACAGAGAGAUGAUGCAAUGGAUGAAGAAUAUGCAAACAACGAUGACGUCGGAGCAGUUGCCACGUGAUGUUGCUUCCUGUGAAUCACUGGUUCGCCGUCACGAUGAGUACAAUCUCGAAAUGCAAGGUCGAAAACCGUUUGUGGAUGACUUCGCCCGUCAAGGAAGACGAAUGAUCCAAUCCAGCCAUGUUUUGUCUCAAGAGAUUCAAGAGAAGGUCGAAGUUCUCGAAAAAUCGUGGGAGAUGCUUUGUGAGAUCUGGAAAGAUCGUGCGGAGUUGUAUGAAGAAAACAUGGAUGUGCAGAAAUGGAAGCAGAAUGCCGAGCAACUCGACUCCUGGCUUGAAGAACGUGCUGGACUUCUUGGAGAUGACUGGAGAAUGGUGGAUUCCGUUGAAAUGGCUGAAAGUCAUCUUCGUGAUUUCGACGAUUUCCUCGUGACUCUUGAAGCUCAAAACGAAAAAUGCGAAAUGGUGAAGCGUUUGACGCUCGUGGAGCAGAACUUCAGCCGUCUGAGAAGCAAGGAAAUCGAUCGUGCUAAAAUCGCUGAAGAAGAUCAAAAGAGAAGAGACACUAUCAAGAUUGUCGAAAAAGGAAACAUCUUGGCUAACCGCAGACAAGAAAGAGAAAGAAGAAAGACUCAAGAAAUUUCACUUCUCCGACCAUCUCCUUCUGGAGAAGAAUUCUCUACUCACACCAUGCCACGUAAGGAACGAAAGGACAGAGCGAAGACUACUGCUGAUUUAGCUCCUGGUUCCAUUCAAAUCGGUGAUAUCCUUGCUACUUCAUCCACUGUUGCUCCUCUCCAAUCUGGGGUAGAGAUGACAAAAACUCCAUCCUUUACCACUCGCCGCCCACAAUCCAUCCGCAAAGGAAGCCGUUGGGAAGACAUGGGAGCUAUUGACAUGAAAGGAUUCUUCGAUCGUAAGCAAUGUCAGCAAAGUGGCGGUAAACGUGCAACGAUCCGCUCCUGGAAGAACUACUAUGGAAUUCUCUGUGGACAGCUUUUGUGCUUCUUCAAGGACGAACAGCAGUUCAUAGAAAACGUGGCUGCUGCUCCGCCUGUCUACAUCUACGGAGCCCAAUGUGAACAGUAUCCAGAGUACGCAAAGCGUAAGAAUGCUUUCCGUCUUCUCAUUCAAGACGGAUCCGAAUUCAUGUUCUCGUGCCCAGACGAGCGUCAGAUGUUGGAAUGGGUUGCCAAGAUCAAAUUCCACGCUCACUUGACUCCAAGCAAUCAACUCAAGUCGUAUUCGUACAAUGAUGACCUACUCCAAACUACUGGCACUGAACAACUCCCAAUGGUUGCACCAAGAAGAAACGUCGGAGGACAUGACGUUGCGAAUCGUCUCUCCCAUGCCAGCUCAGCAUUCACAGGAGUUGACGAUAUCGAACAGCACGAACUUGACUACUCUAGGGGGUGUACUUCGUUACCACGCGGCAAGCACCAUGGGCAAAUCACAAUCCGUGAUUGUGCUACCUUGCCUCGCGGAUUUGGGUCAGAGGUAGUGGAACAGCAGCCAACUGCAUUUUUCCCUCCAUCUGGUCCUCUGCUUGCAACCCCGUCGGUACUGACUAUGUCAUCCUCGUCGAUGACAGCAACCGUGGUACCAACUGUAGUGGCUCGGAAGAUUGGAGUGGUUCGAAGAACUAGUCGACGACAAUCUGUCUACGCCGAAAGUAUUUAUGGAGAAGUAGAACAAGCCAUUGCAGAGGCCAACAGAGUUUCUAUUCAUGCCCCGAACGGAGAUCAUGCUGAACUCCGUCACACCAUUCAAGCCCACCCAGGAAGUUCUGGAUACACGGAAACCCUAAUGUACAAAGAGCACACCUCAUCCAGCUACCAACCAAUGGAAAGAUCAAUGUCCCCACGAAGCACACAAAACGGAGAGUUCAUCACUUGGGUUGAGAGCAAUCAACAUAACCAGUCAAUGAAUACUCCAGAUGGCCGAUCUACGUCAGCCAGUGUGGUCUCCACACCUUCCAAUUAUGAUGAUAAUGAUUCCAUCAAGUCGUCAUCAAAACGAAAAGGAUUCGGUUCGCUUUUCAAGCGUGGAUCCAAAGUUUCAAAAUAG
Molecule: messenger RNA, 12471 nt
Organism: Caenorhabditis briggsae
Lineage: Eukaryota; Metazoa; Nematoda; Chromadorea; Rhabditida; Rhabditidae
Gene: Cbr-sma-1
Product: Protein CBR-SMA-1
Exons: 19
Coding region: 1-12471 (4156 amino acids)
Biological process (GO): actin cytoskeleton organization
Cellular component (GO): cortical actin cytoskeleton; cell projection; cell junction
Molecular function (GO): actin filament binding; phospholipid binding
Source: RefSeq, a predicted model, not a curated record